AAUAACUGCUAUUUGGGGGCGGGAAAGAUGGACACAGGGACACACGGAUGUUUUCAAACGGCGUCAUGACGUCACACGUCUUCCUGUCUCCACCCGUCGGCAGCCAUGAUGCAGGAAGGACUGGACGACGGACCAGACUUCCUCUCCGAGGAGGACCGUGGACCGAGGGCAGUCAACGUGGACCUUCAGACGGACGCCACCCUGCAGGUGGAUAUCUCCGACGCCCUCAGCGAGCGAGACAAGGUCAAGUUCACGGUGCACACCAAGAGCACGCUGCCCAACUUCAAGCAGAACGAGUUCUCGGUGGUCCGCCAGCAUGAAGAGUUCAUUUGGCUGCAUGACUCCUUUGUGGAGAACGAAGACUACGCUGGCUACAUCAUCCCGCCGGCACCCCCCAGGCCGGACUUUGACGCCUCCAGAGAGAAGCUGCAGAAGCUGGGGGAGGGCGAGGGAUCCAUGACCAAGGAGGAGUUCACCAAGAUGAAGCAGGAGCUGGAGGCCGAAUACCUGGCCAUCUUUAAAAAGACGGUGGCCAUGCAUGAGGUCUUCUUGUGUAGAGUGGCGGCACAUCCCAUCCUGAGGAAGGACCUCAACUUCCACGUCUUCCUGGAGUACAACCAGGACCUGAGCGUACGGGGCAAGAACAAGAAGGAGAAGUUGGAGGAUUUCUUCAAGAACGUGGUCAAGUCCGCUGACGGCGUCCUGGUGGCGGGCGUUAAGGACGUGGACGACUUCUUCGAGCACGAGAAGACAUUCCUGUUGGAGUAUCACAACCGUGUGAAGGACGCCUCGGCCAAAUCGGACCGGAUGAUCCGCUCUCACAAGAAUGCUGCCGACGACAUCAACAGAAUCGCGUCGUCGCUCUACGCGUUGGGGACGCAGGACUCCACCGACCUGUGCAAGUUCUUCCUCAAAGUGUCUGAGCUCUUUGAAAAGACCAGGAAAAUCGAAGCUCGGGUCGCGGCCGACGAAGACUUGAAGCUGGCCGACCUGUUGAAAUAUUACCUGAGGGAGUCGCAGGCUGCUAAGGACCUGCUGUACCGCAGGAGUCGAGCGCUGCUGGACUACGAGAACGCCAACAAGGCUCUGGACAAGGCUCGUGCCAAGAACCGUGACGUCCUGCAGGCCGAGAGCAGCCAGCAGCUGUGCUGCCACAAGUUCGACAAGAUCUCCGACUCGGCCAAGCAAGAGCUCAUUGACUUCAAAACGAGGCGAGUGGCGGCGUUCAGGAAGAACCUGGUGGAGCUGGCAGAGUUGGAGCUCAAACACGCCAAGGGGAACCUCCAGCUGCUGCAGAGCUGCCUGGGUGUGUUGAAGGGUAACACUUAACCACGCCCCCUUCUUUGCCGGACAUGCCCCCAUCGGGGCAUCGCCAGACGGAUGACAGAAUGCCACCAGAAAGCUGAGGAAGAAGGAACAGGAAGUCGGUCAUCUUCAUCACUUAACCACACGCUACCCCGAAACCCCCCAACCCCUUCCCGCCUUGCUCUGCUGGUUCUGGUCUUAAUGAGAUUUGGACCUUUUAUGGUCUAAUCGGGAUCAGUCUGCUUCAUCUUCUCCUGUCUUACUUUGGCGGGGUUCUUCUGUGUCGGUGAACUUCCUGUGCCGCUGCUGCGUGGAUGUUCAGAGUCCAGUUCUGGCUCCUGUUCUUAUUAAUGUCACAUAAAGAAAGAAUGCCUUGUACAGCUUUGUAUUGGUUCACCAAUGGCCGCUGAUCGUCAUCUUCGUCCUUUUCCUCGCUAAUUGUAACUUGUUUCUGUUCAAAGACGUUUUGUGGAAGGAGCCUCAGUCUCUGCCUUAAUGUCACUUGUUGAUUUUUGUUCUUUUUCACUGUAAGGAAUGUUUCACUCAUGUGACCAAAGCUUCCAUCCCUGCCGAGAUGGCAAUCGAGUGUAGAAAAAGUCAAUAAACAAGCUGAUUUGUUUUCACAAUAAAACUUUCAAGG
Messenger RNA from Doryrhamphus excisus (bluestripe pipefish), 1945 nucleotides. NCBI's taxonomy places the organism in Eukaryota, Metazoa, Chordata, Actinopteri, Syngnathiformes, Syngnathidae. The record is from RefSeq and is a predicted model, not a curated record.